Mandrillus leucophaeus (drill) is the source of this 561-nucleotide messenger RNA. RefSeq names its product sulfated surface glycoprotein 185-like. The record is from RefSeq and is a predicted model, not a curated record. Lineage: Eukaryota; Metazoa; Chordata; Mammalia; Primates; Cercopithecidae. The transcript has 4 exons. The annotation marks the transcript as partial.
CCACCACCACCAUCACUGCCACUACCACCAUCACUACCACCACCACCACCACCACCAUCACUGCCACCACCACCACCAUCACUACUACCAUCACUAUCACCACCACCACCACCAUCACCGCCAUCACCAUCACUAUCACCACCACUACCAGUGCUGCACUUCCACUCUCUCUGGGUGACAAUGCCACUCUGCUCUGCCCCAGCCUCCCUGACGAUGCUCUCCUCCCUUGCUGACGAUGAGGAUUCUAGCCCCUUCCGUGUGGUGGUGGGUGAGGAGGAGGCCUUGUCACCUUCUCUGAAAGCAUUGAUGAUCAGAGUCUGGGAUGAGGGUGCCCUGGUCAGCCCAGAUAAUGGCAUUGGCCUCAAUGACAAGGUGAGCGACUUCCUCCAGGUUCACAUGGGCAGACAGUGCUGUCCCUCUCUGCCCAUGGCAGGCCUGCGCUUCCAGGCCCCCAGCGUGGUGGCUGUUUGUGGUCCAGGUUCCCCCCUCCCUGUUUCAAACCUGGAGGACUUGUGCUCACCUCUGUGGGGCUUCUGCAUUCUCGUUCCAGAUCCUGACUAG